AUGAACCUAUUGUUUCCUCUUCCUAAGAGACUCCAAUCCCAGAUUCAUCCAAGCUUGGCAUAUCUUCAUUUUAUUGAAGCACUGUCUGAUUUUACUGUAGAAAAAGUAAAUACGAUAGAUACAUUAGAAACAUAUCGAAAAAUUCGGAAGGGACCCUUUAUUUCAGCAAGUGAGUUUUCAAACGCUAUUGGCCACGCUGUUGCGCUAGCAGAAAAUACGAAUGAUUUGAUCGCAUUUAUUGCUAAUUUUGAUCUCUCCGAAAGAAUUAAACUUAAACAUAAACAAAACACAUACAACAUCAAGACAUUUUAUACACACAAUGAUGCUGACUAUACAGAUUAUCUCUUUUAUACUGGAAGGAAUAGUCAUUUUUAA
Molecule: messenger RNA, 375 nt
Organism: Cokeromyces recurvatus
Lineage: Eukaryota; Fungi; Mucoromycota; Mucoromycetes; Mucorales; Mucoraceae
Exons: 2
Coding region: 1-375 (124 amino acids)
Molecular function (GO): oxidoreductase activity; FMN binding
Source: RefSeq, a predicted model, not a curated record